GACCUUCUAUUAUUUGUAGUAGUUGUUAUAGAGUUCUUGUCCCUCUCCCCGCCUAACUUUUCUAUUGCCAUUCUACCUUCCAUCCAUCUCCUCCACCCCGAAAACUCAAAAUUCCAAUUCUCCCUCAUCUCUCUUUCCUUCCCCAUUUCUUUCCUGCAAUCUACAUAUAGACACAUAGCAUUUGUGCCUGUAUUUCUAUCCAUUCAAGAAAGAAAAAUCCGAUUCCAAAUACAGUUCAGCAGUAAGAGAGAAAGAAGCCAAGCCAUAUAAGGCAGGGACCGGAACAACAGAGUGUUAAACCAAAACGAUGGCAGAUAGAGUAUACCCGGCAGCCAAGGCCGCUGCCAACGGCACCACUACCACCGCUGCAGCCGUGAACCCAACAUUUCCACCCACCAAAGGCCAGCUCUAUAAUAACACCACGCGCCCUGUCUACCGCCCCCAAUCACUCAGCAAGCGUCGCCACAGCCGCAGCUGCUGCUGUUCCUGCUGCCUCUGGACAACCCUCUUCAUCAUCCUCAUCCUUGUCCUCGUCGCCGUAGCCGGGGCCGUCUUCUGGGUUAUCUACCGUCCCCACCGCCCCAACUUCAGCGUCUCCUCCCUUCAACUGUCCCACUUCAACCUCACCUCCACUGGGGUCAACUCCAAAUUCAACUUCACGCUCGUUGCCCGCAACCCCAAUAAGAAAAUCAAGUUCUUUUACGAUCCCAUCAAUGUUUCCGUACUCUCCGACGGGGUUGACAUUGGUGAUGGAUCCUUCCCAAGUUUCGAACACGGGACUAAGAAUACUACCACUUUAAAAACUGUCAUCUCCAGCUCAGGUCAAAGUUUGGACGCUACACAGAUUUCUACGUUAAAAUCUGAUUUAAAGAAUCAGAACGGCGGCUUGCCCUUGAAAGUUCAGCUGAAUACUAAGGUGAAAGUGAAGGUUGGAGGGUUGAAAACAAAGAAAGUUGGAAUAAAGGUCACCUGUGAAGGGAUCAAGCUUGCCGUUCCCACCGGAAAGGCGCCAACCACCGCGACUACAUCCAAUAUCCAGUGUAAGGUUGACCUUCGAAUCAAGAUCUGGAAAUGGACGGUCUAAGCUCAAAGAGAUUUCUUGGGAGUUAGCAUUUACAAAAAAAGUUUUGUUAAUUUUC
This is a messenger RNA of Coffea arabica (coffee), 1139 nucleotides long. Its product is annotated as NDR1/HIN1-like protein 6. NCBI's taxonomy places the organism in Eukaryota, Viridiplantae, Streptophyta, Magnoliopsida, Gentianales, Rubiaceae. Gene Ontology annotation, cellular component: plasma membrane. Gene Ontology annotation, biological process: defense response to other organism. The record is from RefSeq and is a predicted model, not a curated record.